Molecule: messenger RNA, 1095 nt
Organism: Labrus mixtus (cuckoo wrasse)
Lineage: Eukaryota; Metazoa; Chordata; Actinopteri; Labriformes; Labridae
Product: palmitoyltransferase ZDHHC12-B-like
Exons: 5
Coding region: 237-1040 (267 amino acids)
Biological process (GO): peptidyl-L-cysteine S-palmitoylation; protein targeting to membrane
Cellular component (GO): Golgi apparatus; endoplasmic reticulum
Molecular function (GO): protein-cysteine S-palmitoyltransferase activity
Source: RefSeq, a predicted model, not a curated record
GCGCAGCUUUCCGUAUCAAAACACGGAAGCGGCGACGGCAGAAUUCUAAAACUACAACCAGACACAAAAAUGUAUAAAAGGAUCAGAUAUCACUGUAACUAGCUGCAUUAUACAUUUAUUAACUUUAAUUUAACCACUCAGUGUAUUCAAAACGUUUUAGUUAUUGUUCAUAUUUAUUUUAUAUUCGUAGUUUAUUGAUGUUUUCAGGAGACAGCUAACGAGGCUAACAGGUUAGCAUGGGUCACAACAUGUUCCGGACCGGCUUCCUGGUUCGGGCCACACACACCCUGCUGACCUGGGUGAUAACUCUCACACUGUUCCUACACAACACAGAUCUGCGGAAGUGUGAGGAGCGAGGAGAGCUGCUGCUGCCGGUUCUGUUCUGCCUGGUGGUCGUGCUGUCGGUGCUUUUAUACUUUGCUGUUUCUUUAAUGGACCCUGGCUUUGUCCUCACAGACGCUGCAAAGGGCGUUCAGGGCUCCAACGAGGAGAUGGAGACGAUGAUUCCUCAGUCUGCGACCCCUCGGCUGCGGCGCUGUGGAUACUGUCUGCUGCAGCAGCCAAUGAGAGCCAAGCACUGCCAGACGUGUAAACGCUGCGUCCGGCGCUUCGACCACCACUGCCCGUGGAUCGAGAACUGCGUGGGGGAGAGGAACCACCGCUGGUUCAUCGUCUACCUGCUGGUGCAGCUGCUCGCUCUGCUGUGGGCUCUUCACAUCGCUCUGUCUGGGAUCUCAUCCAGCGUGUCGUGGGAGCUGUGGUUCAGAGUGAACGGCUUCCUGCUGGCGGCGCUGGGCGUGGUCGGUGUUUUCUCCGUGGUGGUCGUGCUGCUGCUGGGCUGCCACCUCUACCUGGUCUCCGUCAACUGCACCACCUGGGAGUUCAUGUCUCGACACCGGAUCUCGUACCUGAAGAACUGCGGGGACGAGGAGAACCCGUUCGACCGAGGAGUCUUCUGCAACCUGUGGGAUUUCUUCUGCAUCUGCAGGACGGUGAUGUGGGAGAAAAUGUACCAAAGAAACACCUGGAAUCCAGUCUGACCUCCAAACAGACCACAGCUCAACAUCUGGACUCGAGUCAGACGAUACACUCAGG